CGCCGGCGUUAAGAGGAGGUACCAUGCGAAGGGCCAGCGCUGGCCGGACCCGGCUGGAGCAGCUGCUCCCGUUGCCGGCGAACGGCAGCAGCAAAGCCGGUCACUCCAGCCGGAGGAAACCCGGUCCUGGGACGCCUUGGAGGUUGCUCCUCGCCCUGCUGGCUUUUGGGGUGAGCUCCUGCAAAGGUGUACCAGUGAUGUCCCAUGUUCUCCAAGAAGAAAAAGUGUGGAAUGAGAUAGAUGAUAUGUGUUCCGCUAUCCCAGCUAAAGAUAUUCUGCCUCAGCCAUCCAAUGCGGUUGAAGAAUUUUGCUUUAUGGUUCUGGAAUUUCUACAGAAAGACAAGCCGUUGGUCACGCAUCCCUUGCUGCCACUUGUUCCCCAACUUCAUGACAGGAGACAGAAGAGAUACAAAGCGGACGAAGAACAUCGAAUACCUGGAGGAGUUCAAAGCAGAGGAUAUUUUAUGUUCCGACCACGUAAUGGAAGAAGAUCGGCUGCUUUCUAUUAAAAAGGCUUGUUCUUGGAUUACUUUUGGGGCUGCAGAAAAAAAUGGACAUCUUACGUGUUAUUAAAUGUCAACGCUUUUUUUUAAAAGAUACUCUAUCCACAGUACAAAAUUCUUACGAUUAAGAAUGCAAACUUUUGCAUGGUUUACUCACCGAAACGUUCUUGUGUAAUGAGGCUUAUGCUCACAUUAGUGUUUAGCACAGGUUUGUAACCUAAAGUACCAUUUUUAAAGCAUCUGAUCAUUAUUCUAUUCCCUCGUGUUACAAUUUUUGAAAUGGUGUGAAAUUAAAUUAUAAACAAAAGUGUUGUUGCUGCAUGCAUGGAUUUUGUCAGUUGAGUGAAUGCUACACAUAUAUAGUUUCCCCCCCCCAUCCUUUAUUGUAAAUAAAAACAUUCAGUAGAGAGUUGUUUUUAAUGGGAGUAUUUUAAUGAGAAUGUUGCUGAUUGUUAGUGUUAUGCUUUCGGGGCUUCGGGUCUUAUGAUUUCCAAUUAGGCUUGAGUGUUUUUUGCAAUACAACUAAUGCACUAAUAUCCAAAAUAUUUUUAAAUGGGCCCUCUUUGCAUAUUAUGAUAUUAUGAUGUUUCUGCUGUUGAAGCAGGAGAGCAUUGGAAGAGGAGUUAAUAGAAAUGAAGAACGUUCAAAAUCUUGACUUCAUCUCUUUGUGUUACCAUCUACACUUCUUAAACAUCCCCUUCCUGUGGCAUUCAACUUUCUUUAAUGAUACAUUGUCUUAUGCAUAGCCAUUUAAACUUUUUUGAAAAACAUUUCUUUGCUGCAGUAGUCUGCUUCCUACCCAAUCACUAUAUAUUUCCUUGAGAGAGAUGGGAAGUCUAGAAACAUGAAAUUCUAUGUCUGUCUGUCUGUCUGUCUAUCAUAUCUACCUACCUACCUACCUACCUACCUACCUACCUACCUAUCAUCCAUCCAUAUCUAUCCAUCCAUCCAUCCAUCCAUCCAUCCAUCCAUCCAUCCAUCCAUCCAUCCAUCCAUCCAUCCAUCCAUCCAUCCAUCUAUCUAUCUAUCUAUCUAUCUAUCUAUCUAUCUAUCUAUCUAAUCUUUGAAGUUCUUAACAUUUCUCAAUUCUUUUUUCAAUUUAUUAAAUUCUUUAGUAACCAUUUGACGAAAGAAUA
Ahaetulla prasina is the source of this 1639-nucleotide messenger RNA. It is a transcript of the gene NMU, whose product is annotated as neuromedin U. Gene Ontology annotation, biological process: regulation of smooth muscle contraction. Bases 24 to 509 code for a protein of 161 amino acids. The transcript has 8 exons. The record is from RefSeq and is a predicted model, not a curated record. Lineage: Eukaryota; Metazoa; Chordata; Lepidosauria; Squamata; Colubridae. Gene Ontology annotation, molecular function: neuromedin U receptor binding.